Messenger RNA from Podarcis muralis (Common wall lizard), 2952 nucleotides. Lineage: Eukaryota; Metazoa; Chordata; Lepidosauria; Squamata; Lacertidae. The record is from RefSeq and is a predicted model, not a curated record.
GUAUUUCACAGAGGAGGAGUGGGCGUUGCUGGAUCCUGACCAGAGAGCUCUGCAUAAGGAAGUCAUGGAGGAGAAUCGUAGGAUUGUGGACUCUCUCAGUGCUGAUGGAUUGAAAAUUAUGAACAAGGGAGACAUUCACAGAGUGGGGAAGGUGUAUAAAUAUUUGGAAUGUGGAGAGAGUUAUAGUCAGAGCUCUUAUUCCACUUCCCCUAAAAUAAAUUCCAUUGGGAAGAAUCGCUAUCAGUGCUUGGAAGGUGGUAAGACGUUUCGUCAGAAGAAAUGUCUCACUUUCCAUCCAAGAACUCACAGCAGGGAGAAACCAUAUCAGUGCAUGGAAUGCGGAAAGAGCUUCAGUCAGAUGUCCAAUCUCACGACCCAUCAAACCAUUCAUACAGGAGAGAAACCAUAUCAGUGUUUGGAAUGUGGAAAGAACUUCAGGAAGAAAGCUAAGCUUACAGCUCAUCAAAGAAUUCAUACAGGAGAGAAGCCAUAUCAGUGCAUGGAAUGCGGAAGGAGCUUCAGGCAAAGAGCCCAUCUCACUUCCCACCAAAUACUUCACAGUGGGAAGAAACCCCAUCACUGUUUGGAAUGUGGAAAGAGCUUCAGUUACAGGCAUGUGCUCAAGGCCCAUCAAAGAAUUCAUACAGGGGAGAAACCAUAUCAGUGCUUGCAUCAAAUAAUUCAUACAGGGGAGAAACCAUAUCAGUGCUUGCAAUGUGGAAGGAGCUUCCGUCGGAGGUCCCAUCUCACUUCCCAUCAAAUAACUCACAGUGCGGGGAAAACCCAUAAGUGCUUGGAAUGUGGAAAGUGCUUUAAUCAGAGAUCCUAUCUCAAUUCCCAUCAGAAAAUUCAUAGAGGGGAGACACCAUAUCAGUGCUUGGAAUGUGGAAAGAGCUUUAGUCACAAGGCUGUGUUUAAGGCCCAUCAAAGAAUUCACACAGGGGAAAAACCAUAUCAGUGCUCGGAAUGUGGAAAGAGCUUCAGUCAAAAGGCUGUGCUCACAGCCCAUCAAAGCAUUCACACAGGGGAAAAACUGUAUCAGUGCUCAGAAUGUGGGAAGAGCUUCAGUCAGAAAGCUAAGCUCAUGGCUCAUCAAGGAAUUCAUACAGGAGAGAGACCUCAUAAGUGCUUGGAAUGUGGGAAGAGCUUCAGGCAGAGGGGGCAUCUAAAGGGUCAUCAAAGCAUUCAUACAAAGGAAAAACCAUAUCAGUGCUUGGAAUGUGGAAAGAGCUUCAGGCGGAAGAAUAUUCUCACUUCCCAUCAAACAAUUCACACUGGGGUGAAACCAUUUCAGUGCUUGGAAUGCGGAAAGCACUUCAGUCAUAGGUCCCAUCUCACAUCUCACCAAAUAACUCACAGUGGGAAGAAACCCCAUCACUGUUUAGAAUGUGGAAAGAGCUUUGGUCAUAGGGCUGUGCUCAAGGCCCAUCAAAGAAUUCACACAGGAGAGAAACCCUAUAAGUGCUUGGAAUGUGGAAAGAGCUUCAGUCGGAAGGACCAUCUCACUUCCCAUCAAACAACUCACACUGGAGUAAAACCAUAUCUCUGCAUGAAAUGUGGAAAGACUUUUAGUCGGAAGGAUAGUCUCACUUCACAUGAAAGAAUUCACAAAAAAGAAGAACCAUAUAAAAGCUUCAGAUGUGGAACGGACUUCAUUAAGGGAUCCCAGUUCACUUCCCAUCAAAUAACACACAGUGGUGAGAACCCGUACCAGUGUUUGGAAUGUGGAAAGAGCUUCAAGUGGAAGAGAAGUAUCAUUUGCCAUCAAAGCAUUCAUACAGGGGAGAAACCAUAUCAGUGCUGGGAAUGUGGGAAGAGCUUUUCCUGGAAGACAAAUCUCAUUUCCCAUCAGAGAAUUCAUACAGGGGGGGCACCGUAUCAGUGUUUGGAAUGUGGAAAAACAUUCAAUCAGAAGUAUACCCUUACUUCACAUGAAAGAAUUCACAGAGGGGAGGGAGGAUAUAAGUGCUUUGAAUGUGGAAGGAGUUUCAGUAGGGGCUCCCAGCUCUCUUCCCAUCAAAGAAUUCAUACAGGGGAGAGACCAUAUCAGUGCUUGGAAUGUGGAAAGAGCUUCAAUAGGGAAAAAAGUCUAACGUCCCAUCAAAUGACUCAUUCAAUUGAUGAACCGUAUCAGUGCUUGGUAUGUAGAAAGAGCUUCAAAUCAAAGAGAAGUCUCACUUUACAUCAGAGAAUUCAUACAGUGGCGAAACCAUAUCAGUGCCUGGAAUGUGGGAAGAGCUUCAGUCGGAAUGAACAUCUCACUUCCCAUAAAACAAUUCACAGUGAGGAGAGACCAUAUCAGUGCUUGGAAUGUGGAAAGAGCUUCAAAUCAAAGAGAAGUCUCACUUUACAUCAAAUAAUUCAUACAGGGGAGAAGCCACAUCAGUGCUUGGAAUGUGGAAAGAGCUUCAGUCGUAAGGAACAUCUCACUUCCCAUAAAACAAUUCACCGUGAGGAGAGACCAUAUCAGUGCUUGGAAUGCGGAAAGAGCUUCAAAUGGAAGAAAAGUUUCACAUUCCAUCAAAGAAUUCAUACAGGGGAGAAACCAUAUCAGUGCUUAGAAUGUGGAAAGAGCUUCAUGCAGAGGUCUAAGAUGACAAUCCAUCAAAGAACUCACCGCAAGGAGACUCAUAGCAUUUGAAGAUGGCUGACACAUCUCCUCUUAAUCUCCUCUUUUUGAGACAAAACAUAUCCAGCUCAGAACUCUGGGUAUAGGGCAGUGUAUCAUUUGGGUCUUCCUCCUUUGCACGUGUUCCAGCUUGACAAUAUCCUCCUUUUAUUGUGGCGUCCAGAACUGGACCCUGUACUCCAGGUGUGUUCUGACCAAGGCAGAAGGGAGCAGUAACAUUACUUCCGAUGCUCAGGACGCCAGAUGUCUGUUGAUGCAGCCUAAAAUAACAUUAGCUUAUUUUACUGCUGCCUCACAUUGUUAACUCGUGUUAAUCUUGUGGU